Phytophthora nicotianae INRA-310 is the source of this 750-nucleotide messenger RNA. RefSeq lists its product as hypothetical. The coding region runs from base 1 to 750 and encodes 249 amino acids. NCBI's taxonomy places the organism in Eukaryota, Oomycota, Peronosporomycetes, Peronosporales, Peronosporaceae. The transcript has a single exon. The record is from RefSeq and is a predicted model, not a curated record.
AUGCGCGUGCUACAUUUCGUGCUGGCCAUUGUGGCCGUCUCGGUGUCUAUCUACAAUGGUGUCUCGAUCGCUGCUCGGACCGCGCUGAAGUCGGAUUCAAAGGACUAUAUCGCGCUCAGAGGUAAUAUUGCAAAUGCUGAGACGGAUUCGGAAGAAAGAAAAGGAGGCGUAGGUGGUGGACGUGGUGGGCGCGGAGGGCGCGGAGGACGUGGGGGUGGACAAGGGAGAGUGUAUCGGCCAGUAGCAGGAGGGCAUGGAGGACUUGAAGAAGAAAAAGUUGUCGAUUUGCCACCUGGAGUUCACGUUGGUCCGGUAUUCGGUGGUCCCCAUGGUGGUCACUACACAGACCUAGCCUUGGUUAAGUCUGGACAAAAAGUGUUGUCCAUCAACCUACGCGCUGGGGAGCGCGUCGAUGCCAUUUACCUCACCAUCUUGAAUCCAUCGGGGGAAGAGACUAUCUUGUUCCAUGGCGGUCAUGGUGGUACCCUGAAAACCCCUUUGGUGUUAGGUAAGGGUGAAUACAUCACUGGCAUGGAGGCGCACGAGGGAAAGCACAACAAGCGUACGCGCAUCCAGUACGUCAAGUUUAUCACCAAUUUGGGGAAUUCUAUCGAAGGCGGCACACGGACGAAAAAGAUUGGAACGGAUACUGCGCCGAAUGGCUGUCAGUUGGGUGGUUUUGUUGGCAGAAGCGGUAACGAGCUUGAUCAGGUCAGUGCCAUCUGGACAAGCAUUCAGCCUGCGGCGUAG